AUGACUAAUCAAAACACAGACAUUGAGUUCUCCGUGGUGUCUCUGGUGCUUUUCAUUGUGGAUAUAGUGAUGGACCUGUGGUCUGUAGUGUCUCUAUAUGAAGAACAGAAAUACCUCAGCAUGGGACUGUUGAUCUUUCUGCUGCUUAGUUCCUCAGUGCUUCAGCAGAUCUUCAGCUGGCUCUGGUAUUCUGAUACCUCCAAAGAACUAGUAAUCUCUGAAAACCUUAAAAUGGGAUGGUCUUCCUCUAUAAUUUACUUACUGUGGAACCUGUUCCUGAUUGGCCCGUGUGUGGUGUGCAUGUCACUCGUCGCCUCCAUCCUACCUUGCCUUAUCGCAGCACACUUCCUGUCUCUAGGGACCUAACCCUUGGUCAUCUGGGCCUGGUGGCAAAAAACAGAAUUCAUGGACACUAAAGCUGGAGAAUGGCUCUACCGGGCCACUGUAAGCCUCAUCUGGUACUUCAGCUGGUUUAAUGUAACAAGUGGAAAAAUAAAACUUAGAGGUAUCAUCUACCAUGUGGUUAUGGGGGCGGACACCAUGCUGCUCCCUAUUGUAAUGUAA
Molecule: messenger RNA, 564 nt
Organism: Clarias gariepinus (North African catfish)
Lineage: Eukaryota; Metazoa; Chordata; Actinopteri; Siluriformes; Clariidae
Product: XK-related protein 8-like
Exons: 3
Biological process (GO): engulfment of apoptotic cell; apoptotic process involved in development; phosphatidylserine exposure on apoptotic cell surface
Cellular component (GO): plasma membrane
Source: RefSeq, a predicted model, not a curated record